GGGCGCUCAGCGCGGCUCCGUUUCCUUCGUGCAGGACGGCGUUUGCUGAAGCUCCGACGAUAUUUGAGGCCGGGCUUCGCCCUGCUUUGAACAGCUGCCUGUCGCGCUUGAAAGCCGUAGGCUAGAGGGAAGGGAGCGCCUCGUCUCUUACCUUCUGCGUAACUUUCAGCGAUGUUUGUCUAGCCUUGUCCAACUCUGUAUCUGCCUGUUGCAGGUCAGAUUCACUGCUGGGACUGAGAUACACUGAAGGAGUUAAAUUAUGGAUUUAACAACCAUACAGCUCUGGCAUGAGGCUUUCUGAUCUUUAGCAUCCUUCAAACAGCCAAAGAAUGGAACCAAAUUCAGAGGAAGAUAAGCUUUUCAGACCAUCCUAUGUAGCUAGCGCAGAGCUACCUGAAAGAACAAGACUAGUAAACGUGGAAGAUAUUAAAACAAAUCUCUCUGAUGAGUUUUGUUCAGCUUCUUCAAGCUCAGACACGAGCCGGAGGUCUAGCUUGGAGCCUAGGGGACACAUACAAGUUUGCCUGCGUAUUAAGCCCUUUACAGCACUGGAAAGAGCCAAUGGAUCACAGGGGUGUGUUUCACUGGAGGACUCAACAAGCAUUAUAUUGAAACCCCCUAAGAGCUCCUUGAGUCGACUGAGUGAAAAAACUGCCGGACAGACGAUGGCGAAGUUCACCUUUUCACGAGUGUUUGGACCUGAAGCAACGCAGGAAGAAUUCUUUGAAGGGACUAUGAGGCAACCAGUGCAAGAUUUCCUAGAAGGAUGUAAUCGCCUUGUUUUUACGUAUGGCGUUACAAAUGCUGGGAAAACCUACACCUUCCAAGGGACAGAAGACGAUGCUGGUAUUCUGCCAAGGACGAUGGAUAUGUUGUUUAAAACUAUUGGAGGGAGGCUAUACUACAAAAUGGAUCUGAAACCUAUUCGGUGGAGAGAUUACAUAAAACUGACUGAAGACCAAGUGAGAGAAGAAACUGCUCUUAAAAAUUCCUUGCUUCAUCUGACAAAAGAGGUCGACCAUCGCAAUAGCACUAAUGGCCAAGCACCAGCUGAUUCUAAAGAUGUGGAAAAUCUCUCAAAAGGAUCAGAACAAUCUAGCGGAUUUUCUGUAGAUAAUUUCUUGAAGUUCUCUGUUUGGGUUUCAUUUUUUGAGAUUUACAAUGAAUGUUUUUAUGAUUUACUGGCUCCUAUGUCAAAUGACAAGAAAAAAAGGACACUUCGCCUUGCUCAAGACAUCGAGGGAUAUUCUUAUGUAAAAGGUCUGCAGUGGGUUCAUGUUUCUGAUUCUAAAGAAGCUUUUAGACUUUUUAAACUGGGACAGAAACACCAGAGUUUUGCAAGCACCAAGCUAAAUACUUGCUCCAGCCGAAGCCACAGUAUAUUUACAAUUAAGGUGCUAAGAAUUGAAGACCUUGAAAUGCCACGAGUGACACGAGUCAAUGAGUUAUCACUGUGUGAUCUUGCUGGUUCAGAAAGGUUUACCAAGACGCGCAAUGAAGGUGAUAGACUGAAAGAGAGUGGAAAUAUCAAUAUGUCUCUCCUGACUCUAAGCAAGUGUGUUAGUGCACUCAAGAUCAGUCAGCAGUCCAAGGUGCAGCAGCACAUACCAUUUCGGGAGAGCAAGUUAACGCACUUUCUUCAGGGAUUCUUCAGUGGAAAAGGGAAGAUACACAUGUUGGUAAACAUCAGCCAGUGUGCUUCAGCCUGUGAUGAAACAUUCAAUGUGCUGAGGUUCUCAGCUAUUGCACAAAAAGUUAUAGUUACGGAUGCAUCUGUUCCUCCUCAAGAUGAGUCAUUUGGCCAGAAAUCAGCAAGUGGGUCAUCAGUGCCUUGUUGCUCUGAAAUGACCAUCCCAAGGAGAAGCAGUGGUUCUUUAUGGGACCAAACCCUAGAAGACGUAAUGGAAGAUGAUGAUGUUGAGAUGGAGGAAGAACGUAGUAAGUCAGGAGAAGAAACAGUGCUGAAAGAUGAAGAAAAUAAAGUCCUUAUAGAAAAAGAAGAAUAUUCAGCACUGCUGAAUCUUGUUGAAGACUUGAAGAACAAACUUAUUGCUGAGAAGAAGGACAAGUUACUCCUGGAAGUGAAAAUUCGUGAUGAAGUGGCACAAGAAUUUACCCAAUAUUUUGCAGAGCAGGAAAAGCAGUUCAAAGAAUGCCUUUCUCAUGAACGAGAACGGCUUGAAGAAAAUUCUGAAAAGCGCCUUGAAAUUUUCAAGGAACUUGUAAGUGGUUAUGCUAAAAGCCCGGACGAAGAGAAAUUAAACGAUCUGCCUCGCCGUGAACAAGCGGAACCCCUGGGUGGAGAACGCAGCGUAGUACUGGACACCUGCGUUGAUCUUGAGGGCAUUCCUGAUUCUCUGCAGAAUGAUGUCGUGGAUAUUAAAAAGCAAGCUGAGGCAGCACACAGUUACAUUGCAUCCCUGGAGGACCCGCAGGAAGCUAUUGGUUGGCUUGAAAAGCAGCUGGAAAAAACUAACUUUGAACUGAUGAGGACCAAGGAAGAGCUGACAGAGAAGAACACCAAACUACUUAAAACUGAAGAAGAGCUGACGCAGAAGAACAAAGACUUUGAAAUGCAGAUGAUUGAAUUGGAUGAGUCUGCUGAACAACUUAAAGAAGCGACCCAGCAAAUGAAUGCACAAAACGAAAGGAUUCAAGAGCUAAUGGACAUGGUGGUGCAGAAAGAUGACGUUAUUACCAAGCUGCAAGAUUUACAAUCUGAUUUAGAAGAAAAAGUAAAAGACUAUGAAAAGACUAUAACUGCCAUUAAUACAAAACUGGCAGAAGAGAACACUAAUAAAGUAGCUGAAAGUGGCCAAUUCGAGGAACGUGAGGACAGUGCAUUGGAAGUAGGAAGAAAGAGCUGUUUUGAAGAUCAGCCUACUGUGGAAGAGCCACCUCCAAAGAAAGUAGUUGUGAAGGCGAGAAAGAAAAAGAGCACUCUAGGACAAAAGAAGAUUGAACACAUGAAACAGAAGUGCUCUGCAUACCAUAUGGAAAUACUAGCCCUGAGGAAAAGAACAGAAGCCUUGGAACGUCACCUGGCUGUGCUUGAGGAACAGUGCCAGAGAGAAAAAAAUAAAAAAGAAGGUUUCAGUAAGCAGGUAACAAGCCUGCAUAUUCAGCUCUCUUUUUCUGAAGAAACAGCUGCUGAGCUCUGUGAACAAAUUGAGCAGUGUAAAGCUGAGAAUCAGGAAAUUGCGUCUGAGUUGGAUGAACAGAGAUCUAUAAAUAUGGGGCUCGAAGAAAAAAACCUUCAACUAAAUAACGUCAUAGAAGUUGCCAAGCAAAAUAUAAUUGAUAAAGUGUCACAAGUAACAGCAGUGCAGACCAAAUUAGAUGAGUUAUACAAACGUCACUUAGUGUCUUACGCUACUGAUACUGACUUGGUCAUCGUCAAGGUAUCCUCAGGAGCUAAGAAAGAUGAACCAGAGACAUCUCAAAUUAGUUCUGCAUGCGUUCAGUCACAGGCUUCUUCUAUAUUGGAUCUUGCACAGGACCGUUCCUUUUACUACAGUCUUGAAAGGAUUUGGGAAGUAUGCAAUAGUAUCAUUGAUGUUUCCUCACGAAAGAGUCAGCAGAUGGAAGCACUGCUUCAAGAUAUUGAAAGCCUAACAAAGGGACUGGAAGAUGCUGAAAAUUAUAAUAAUCAACUUGUAAUGAAGCUAAGUGAGAUUACAAAUUCAGAUAGUCAGGAAGAUGAUCUUAUGAAACAGUUACAAGAGCAAAUAGAAAAGAAAACUCAGGACUUUGAAAGAAAGGCUGCAGAAGAUCGCAGAGUGAUUGCACAAUUUGAGGAGGAAGUUGCCAGCUGUGAGGUAAAAAUAAGAGAGCUUGAAUGUCUCCUGGAGGCGUAUAGAACCAAGGAAGACAGCCUGACACAACUCAAAGAGUUACUUAAGGAAAAGGAAUCUAUUAUUGUAAAUCUAGAAACAGUUGCAGCAGCUCUGCAGGAGAAGUCUGCUAAUGCAGACAAAAAGGUUGAGGAGUUAAGUAGCCAAGAAGCAAAUCUGAUGGAAGAAGUUACACAGCUGAAAAACAGCUUGGAGCAGAUGAAGCACUCUCUUUGGGAAAAGGAAAAAAGUGAAGAGGAGAAAACGCAAUCGAUAGAACUGCUGAAGAAGGUUCUUUCUGAGAGCUCUGCCCUUGUGAUGAAUUUGAAGAGAGAUUUGGAGAGGAAAGAAAAAGGGUAUACGGAUUUACAAGACAGACUUUCUGAUGCCAUGAAACAACUUCAGCAAGUACAAAGCGAGGAGAAGUUGGUUAACGAGACGUUGGAAGAAGUCUCCAAACAGUAUGAGAAAAUGAGAGAAGAUCUGUUUGCAAGAGAAAAAAUAAUUGAAGUUCUGCGGAUGACAUUAGAAGAACAAGAAGAGACUCAUCUUGAACAAGAUAGAGUGCUUGAAGCUCAACUGGAGGAGAAUGAAAGAUUAGUUUCAGAACUGGAGACAUGGAAACAGAAAUGCAGAGAACUGCAAAACCAGAUCAAUAGUGGCCAGCAGCAAAAGAACACCAACAGUGAAGAGGCAAACAUGAAUGAAAACAGUACAGAAUUAAUAAAGCUGCAAAAAGAGCUGGAGGAAAGUGAGGCAAAGUAUCAAACUGAUAGGAAAAAGUGGCUGGAGGAAAAAGAAGAACUCCUAAAUCAUAAAGAAGCUGAGAACCUUCGCAACAGAGAAAUGGAGAAAUUUGCAGAGGACCGACAACAUCAUGGAAAGCAACAAGCAGAAAUUGAAAGACUUGUUGCGCAGCUGGAGGAGAAGGACCGCAAUCUUCAAAAGUGGCGUGAAGAGAGAGAUCAGUUAGUAGAAGCUUUGGAAGUACAGCUCAAAACUUUGGCUUCUAAUGCCAUACAAAAAGAGAAAGAAAUAGCAGAACUGAAACAAUCUGCCGCAAAGGAUUCAAGCAAGGAUAAUGAAGCUGUGAUAGAAGAGUUAAGAAAAGAACUGGCUGUCAAAGAUGACUUUAUAAAGGAAUUAAAACAAUGCAUUAACCGCGGUAGCCCUCAGUCUUUGCCAGAAGUACCUUUACUUGAAGAAAGACAAGGUAGAAUGGAUCGCUCUGUACAUGAAGAGCCUAGGAAAAAACAAAGGAAAAGGGAACGUGGAGAUGAAGAAAGUAUUCCAGUAAGACAUGAAGCUAAAGACAAUUAUUCAUCAUCUGGAUGUUCUAGCAGUGUCACUUCAUUAAAUGAAUCUGGGGAGCAUUCGGAAACUUCUCUGCAACCCGAUAAGAUGGAGAUAAAGCAGCAUGGCAGCAUGUUACCUGCAAGAGUGAAAAUGCCUAAGACAAGAAAGAAGAGAAAAAGUGAUGACAUGGAUGAGGAUUUUGUGAAAAGUGAGAACAUGAAAAAUGCAAAAUCUGUCAUGGCUUUUAAUUCACCCUCUACGAGUGACGAGCAAAUGAAAUCCAGAAGAGAGUACUUCCUAAGAAAGCAAGUACGUACUUCAAGUAAAAGACUGACUAGCAAGAAGGAUGCUACACUGCAAGAAACUGGAGAUUAUCUUCAAAGCUCUCCUCCUAUUAUUCACUCUAAAGCCAAGAAGCUGAUGGCAGCAGUAAGCUCUCCGAAACCUCCGGAACCAGAAAGUCUCGGAGAAGAGAUCAAGCCAAAACGAUCCAAAAGGAAGCUGUAUUCAACUGACAUUUCUGGCCCUCUAGAUACAUCUGCUUCUUCGGUUUUAGUGAAACAAAAGAAGAAGAAAAGUGAUCAUCUAAUCAUCAAGCGACGGCUACGAUCAAAAACAGCCAAGUAACCUUGAGGAAGCAUGUUUCUUCCCCUUAGUUCGGACAUAUUUCUAUUAUACUGGUAAAACCGGUUGUUAAUACAAGGUAACAGUUGC
Molecule: messenger RNA, 5843 nt
Organism: Gallus gallus (chicken)
Lineage: Eukaryota; Metazoa; Chordata; Aves; Galliformes; Phasianidae
Product: kinesin-like protein KIF20B
Biological process (GO): microtubule-based movement; mitotic spindle assembly
Cellular component (GO): nucleus; spindle microtubule
Molecular function (GO): ATP binding; plus-end-directed microtubule motor activity; microtubule binding
Source: RefSeq, a predicted model, not a curated record